Myripristis murdjan (pinecone soldierfish) is the source of this 1925-nucleotide messenger RNA. Its product is annotated as ankyrin repeat domain-containing protein SOWAHC. The coding region runs from base 118 to 1449 and encodes 443 amino acids. The transcript is spliced from 16 exons. The record is from RefSeq and is a predicted model, not a curated record. NCBI's taxonomy places the organism in Eukaryota, Metazoa, Chordata, Actinopteri, Holocentriformes, Holocentridae. Gene Ontology annotation, molecular function: protein binding.
GGACUGCAUUAUGUGUGUAUAGAAAAAACAUAGACCAAAAGAGCCUAUAUUUAUAUCUAUUUUUUCCUCUGAACAUCCUCCGGGCCAUCACCAAGCCGCUGUAAACACUCAGCUGAGAUGAGUGAUGUCAGUGAAGAGUCGCUGCUGGAUUAUUUCUACUCAUCCGGAGGCAAUUCAGGCAAAGUAAAAAACGCAGACAUACUGAAGACAUAUAAGCCCUUUAUUGGCCAUAGUGACUUGCAAUUACGUGCUAAAUACAGAGAGGAAUUCAAACUCAUCAUCGACAGAAUUGCAGUGGUGAAGUCAGAGAAUGGUGAGAAGUACCUCGUCCUGAAGAAGAAAUACAGGCAGCUACUGCAGGAGCGGGACACAGGGGAUUAUGGGACAAACAGGGACGGACAGAGGCAGCCCAGCCCGGCCGGCGUGCAGGUGGAGGAGAUGGACGUGUCCUCCCAGAAGGAGCAGCAGGACGUCCCCACUGAGGAGGGCAGGCCGGGUCAGGUGAUGUGGUGCGGUGGCUCCAGCAUCGCCUCAGAAUCCACUGACCAGACACACUCACAGGAGGACUCAGGCAGGACAGCCACCACAAAAGAAACUCCUGUGAUCCAAAUUGAGGAACACUGCAUCGGGGAGGAUGAGCUGGACAAAGAUUCGGGGUCAAAGUCGGAGUCGGAGCAGGACGAGGAGGGCACGGGCAGCAUGGGCUCCACCGCCGUCGCUCUGGACCCCAUAGAGAAAGAGUGGAUCUACUCAGCGGCCUGCGCUCGAGUCCCUGACCUCUCCCAGCUGCUCAGACAGGACCCCUCGCUGGCCAACAAGAAGGACUUCACCUCAGGGUUCUCACACCGUCCUGUGGCCAUGGCAGACCACCUUCUAAGAGUAGCCCUAAGCCUCUGCCAUCCCCACCCGGACAAGAUAGCACGGCCGCCAUUGAAGUGCAGAGAGAUGGGGGGGAUUAAGGAGAGUCUUAAUGCACCACAAAGACUUCACCCACUUAAAGAUAAUCUGAAAUUUACAGCUCUGCACUGGGCAGCCAAACAUGGCAGAGAGGAUAUGGCCACGCUGGUGGUUGAUGCUGGCGCUGAUGUCAACACCAAAUCACACGGGGGAUACACACCUUUACACAUUGCAGCAUUACAUGGUCAUCGGCAUAUUCUUGACCUGCUCAUAGGGACAUAUGGUGCUAAAGAAAACUUAAGAGACUACAGCGGCCAUCUCGCCUGCCACUAUCUGAACAUCAGACAGCCAGAGGGGCCAGAGGAAGACAGCGAGCUACAGUACCAAGCCACCCAGGCCAGAGAGCGGAACAGGAACAGGAAGCUGACGUCGUUGUUCCAGUCCAAGAAGAAGUGGGGCUCAGCGGAGGAUCUGGCUCCCAUCGAGGAGGAGAGGGCGGCGCCGCAUCAGCUCAUCCUCCCCGCGUUCAGACCCCGGAAAUUCUCGCGCUGAAGAGACUCUGACUUGCGCUUACCUACACACAGUCGCACAAGUUGGCAUAUGUGCACACAAACAGCUCAACAAAUACGCUUUAAUAUUGACUAGGGUCUGUUCUAGUUGAUGCUUUGUGUAGAUAUCAGCAAUAUUUAUACUUACUAUAGCCUGGAAGUAUUUUAGGAAGCCAUUAAAUGUAAAUGAAGGUUACUGAAGCACAUGUACCUGCCUCACAUUUACAGAUUGAGCUCUGGCCACACAGACUCUGCAUGCACGCCGUUCCCUUGGUUUAUGUGUCAAAGCAAACAGUUAUGAGAAGCAGGUAACAGCCAUAUAACAGGAGUAUCUAGACUAACUUUUUCAUGCACAAAUUAACCCCGAUCCAGUGACACAUUUCAGAGUUAAAAAAAAAAAAAAAAGAUAUUUGCACUAAGUGAACCAGUGUCUCAGCAGCUGUUCAUCAGUUCAUAAAGGGUUCAGCAUGCAUCCGUCAC